Musa acuminata subsp. malaccensis (wild Malaysian banana) is the source of this 4605-nucleotide messenger RNA. Its product is annotated as ABC transporter B family member 19-like. Gene Ontology annotation, cellular component: plasma membrane. Gene Ontology annotation, biological process: transmembrane transport. Gene Ontology annotation, molecular function: ATP hydrolysis activity; ABC-type transporter activity; ATP binding. NCBI's taxonomy places the organism in Eukaryota, Viridiplantae, Streptophyta, Magnoliopsida, Zingiberales, Musaceae. The record is from RefSeq and is a predicted model, not a curated record.
AUGGCCGGCUUCUCCUUCGACGUCAGCCGCAGUUCCCACUCCCGGGGUCGCUCUGCCCUCCGUGGCCACCAUCCGACGCCUUCCUACGCCCGCAGCCCCGCGCCGCGCCGCAGAUCCCCCUACCGCGACGACGUGUCAUGGCAGACUUCGGCGUCGUGGCAGUUCGAGCCGAGCAGGUGGCGCGAAUUGAGCGGGUUCGGCGCCGCCCUCAGCCCGUGGACUCCGGCCGACGACACCCCCGGCAGCAACCACAGCCGCACCAUCUUCCGCCGGUCGGCCAACGAUUACUACGUUUCGCGGGCCGCGGAUCCUCGGUCCCAUGGUCCGUCGGGGCAAGCCAGGAGGCUGGAACUCCGCAGCUAUGUCUCGACCACGAACUAUGAUCGUUCUGUCGAGCUCAGUAAGGCCAAUAAUUCAUCUGUUUUGGUGGCCAAAGGGCCAUGGAAUCCAGCUGAAAGCAACUCCUUCGAUAGCCAAGAUGAAUUUAGCCUGUUUGGUUACAGUGCACCGACGACAGCAGCUGCUCGGCAUAACCGAGUCUCUUUCAAUAUCGAUCAUUCAUCGAAUCAUCAGACACAUCAUGAUGUAUCAUUCUCGCAUGAUAGGGAAGAACACCGUAGGCAUGAUAUGAGCGACGACAGCAGAGAGAGCGAUGACGAUGGUGAUGAUGAGGAAGCAGUACAGGCGAGUCGGCCGGUCGGCCUCUUCAGCUUGUUCAAGUACUCGAACGCACUGGACCUGUUUCUCAUCUUCUUGGGUUGCGUUGGAUCAUUGAUCGGUGGUGGAUCACUUCCCUGGUACUCUUACAUGUUCGGUGAUGUCGUCAACAAGAUGGCCUCUCAGUCCGGAAGUCAAAUGAUAAAGGAAGUCGAGAGGAUAUCUGUUUACAUGGCUGCGCUUGCGGCGAUAGUGGUCAUCGGAUCAUAUAUGGAGAUCACCUGCUGGCGAAUGGUGGGUGAAAGAUCGGCGCAGAGGAUUCGACGAGAGUACCUGCGAGCUGCGCUGAGGCAGGAUAUCGGGUUCUUCGACACCGAGAUGAGCACCGGGGAUGUGAUGCUUGGCAUAUCCAGUGACGUUGCACUGAUCCAGGAAGUGAUGGGGGAGAAGGUGGCACAUUUUGUCCACCACAUCUUCACAUUCAUCUGCGGCUACAUGGUGGGCUUCCUCGAGGCAUGGAAGGUGGCUUUGGUGGUCUUCUCCGUCACACCAGUGAUGAUGUUCUGUGGCAUCGCUUACAAAGCCAUCUACGGCGGCCUCGCCGCAGCAGAAGAGGCUUCCUACAGAAGAGCCGGUGAUGUAGCUCAGCAAGCAAUCACCUCGAUCCGGACCGUGCUGUCGUUCGUGAUGGAGGACGAGAUGGCGGCCAAGUACGAGGAGGGGCUCCAGAAGUCUGCACCGAUCGGAGUGAAGACAGGGUUUGCGAAGGGUGCGGGCAUGGGCGUGAUUUAUCUGGUGACCUACUCCCAGUGGGCUCUGGCCUUCUGGUAUGGGUCAUUGCUUGUGGCCAAGGGGGAGAUCACCGGAGGAGCUGCCAUUGCUUGCUUCUUCGCUGUCAAUGUAGGUGGAAGGGGAUUAGCUCUGUCGCUGUCGUACUACGCGCAGUUUGCACAGGGCACGGUGGCAGCGGGGCGGGUGUUCGAGGUCAUCGAUCGAACACCGGAGAUCGACCCGUACAGCUCCGACGGGCGAGCGCUCGCGUCCGUGAGAGGUCGAGUCGAGUUCAGAGGCGUCGACUUCGCCUACCCUUCUCGGCCCGACACGAUGAUCCUUCGCGAUCUCGAUCUCACGAUCCCUGCGUCCAAGACUUUGGCGCUCGUGGGCGCCAGUGGCGGCGGCAAGUCCACCAUUUUUGCCCUUAUCGAGAGGUUCUACGAUCCAUGCCGAGGAUCAAUCCGCUUGGAUGGACAUGAUCUAAGAACCCUAAGGAUCCAAUGGCUGAGGGAGCAGAUUGCGCUGCUAGGACAGGAGCCCGUCCUCUUCUCCACUUCCAUCCUCGAGAAUGUGAUGAUGGGCAGAGAAGACGCGACCAGGAAAGAAGCCAUUGCCGCCUGCGCCGCCGUAAACGCUGACACCUUCAUUUCGGGCCUUCCUGAGGGCUAUGACACGCAGGUAGGUGAGCGUGGGGCUCAGCUCUCAGGUGGGCAGAAGCAGAGGAUUGCACUGGCCCGGGCCAUGAUAAGGAACCCUAGAAUCCUCCUCCUCGACGAGCCCACGAGCGCCCUCGACCCGGAAUCCGAGGCCACCGUCCAACGGGCCAUCGACCGCUUCUCUGCCGGCCGGACCACCGUCGUCAUCGCCCACCGCCUGGCCACGGUCCGAUCUGCCGACACCAUCGUGGUCCUCGACUCCGGCUCCGUCGUGGAGUCGGGCGGCCACCACGACCUCAUGGGUCGGGCCGGGCCUUAUGCUGCCCUAGUAAAACUCGCCACCGACAACACGAGCAUCAAUGCAUCCAAAGGUAGCAUUGGACCAAUCCGGCCCGGCUCAUUCAACACGGCCCAGUACAAAAGCUUCGAAGUAGAGUCCGCCACCCUCGUCUCCACGCACAAGUGCGUGGAGUCCGUGAAUGGAGUGGAGGAACAAAUGGACACACAGAGGCCUACCAAGAUUAGCACAUCAGAUAUAUGGGGUCUUCAGAGGCCAGAGGUCCCAGUCCUCCUGCUUGGGUUCAUUCUGGGUAUAACAGCGGGUGCCAUUUUCUCCUUCUUCCCGUUGCUGCUAGGGGAAGCUCUCCAAGUCUACUUCCAACCCAACACCAGCAAGAUGAAGAGAGAAGUGGGCUACCUCGCUGUCGCCAUAGUGGGCCUCGGCGUCGGCUGCAUCCUCACCAUGACGGGCCAACACGGCCUUUGUGGUUGGGCAGGCACGCGGCUCACGAUACGCGUCCGCAACCGCCUGUUCCGCUCCAUCCUCCGGCAGGAGCCCGGGUGGUUCGACCUCGCCGAGAACUCGACUGGCGCGCUCAUCUCGUGGCUGUCGGUCGACUGCGCCGCCUUCCGGUCGAUGCUUGGCGACCGGCACUCCGUCCUCUUGAUGGGACUCGGCUCGGUGGCCGCCGGGCUUGGCGCAUCGUUCGCGCUCGACUGGAGACUGACGCUCGUGGCGAUGGCCGUGGCGCCGUUCACCCUCGGCGCCAGCUACUUCAGCUUGCUCGUGAAUCUCGGGCCGAGGUCGGACGACGGCGCCUACGCGGCGGCCAGCAGCGUCGCCGCCGGGGCGGUGUCCGGCGUGAGGACGAUCGCGGCCUUCUCGGCCCAACAGCGGAUCGUGUCAACGUUUGACCGCGUCUUAUCGGAGCCCAUGAACAAGUCCAUGAACAGGGCACAUCUCAUGGGCCUCGGUCUUGGGCUUUCGCAGGGAGCCAUGUACGGUGCGUACACCCUGAUCCUAUGGGCCGGAGCCCGCAUGAUGAAGUCGGGCUACUCCAGCUUCGGGGACGUGUGCAAGAUAUUUCUCAUCCUGGUCCUGAGCUCCUUCUCCGUAGGCCAGCUCGCGGGACUUGCCCCGAACACCUCCCGUGCGCCGGCGGCCAUCGACCGCGUCCUCCGCAUCAUCAAGCGCCGGCCGUCGAUGAUGGACACCGAAGGGCCGCAGAAGGGGCGGCGGGUCGAGGGGGGUAGGCUGAUGGAGGUGGAGCUGCGGAGGGUGACGUUCUCGUACCCGUCGCGCCCCGGCGUGGCGGUUCUGAGGGAGUUCUCGAUGAGGGUCAGGGCGGGGAGCACGGUGGCGUUGGUCGGGGACAGCGGGAGCGGCAAGUCGACGGUGGUGUGGCUGGUGCAGAGGUUCUACGACCCGGAGGCGGGGAGGGUGGUGGUGGGCGGCCUGGACGUGCGGGAGGCGGACGUGAAGUGGCUGAGGAAGGAGUGCGCGUUGGUGGGCCAGGAGCCGUGCUUGUUCGGCGGCAGCAUAAGAGACAACAUCAGGUUCGGCGACCAGAGCGCUUCUUGGGCGGAGAUCGAGGAGGCGGCAGAGGCGGCCCACAUCCAUAAGUUCAUCUCCGGACUACCUCAAGGCUACGAAACCCAGGUAGGGGAGGGCGGGGUGCAGCUAUCAGGCGGCCAGAAGCAGAGGAUCGCGAUCGCGCGCGCGAUCCUGAAGAGAUCAAGGAUCCUGUUGCUGGACGAAGCAACCAGCGCGUUGGACGUGGAGUCCGAGAGGCAGGUGCAAGAGGCGCUGCGGAAGGCCUCGAAGCGGGCCACCACGAUCAUCAUCGCCCACAGGCUGGCCGCCGUCCGGGACGCCGACCGGGUCGCCGUCGUUCGUGACGGGACCGUCGUGGAGUUCGGGAGCCACCGAUCGCUGCUGGAGAACCACGUCGACGGGGUUUACGCCGCCAUGGUCCGCCGCGAAUCGGAGGCCCAGGCACUUGCUUGAAGUGAGGCGUAGAAGCUCCAGCGAGCCUGGCAAGUCUUCUUCUUCCUCUUCUGAAGAGUAGCCUUCUCCAUGUGUUGUGGUGCAAGGUUGGCUGACGACCAUGAUCUACUUGUUAGCAGCGCAUGAGCUGCCUUCCAUGGGCCAUUUGGCCAUUGUCGGUCAUGUAGCAUGUAGUCGUGAUGCUGUAAGAACAUACUCCUAUGUCAGUCCAAGUCACUUUUAUCUGUUUCA